Messenger RNA from Lingula anatina, 1081 nucleotides. Its product is annotated as crystallin J1A-like. The record is from RefSeq and is a predicted model, not a curated record. Lineage: Eukaryota; Metazoa; Brachiopoda; Lingulata; Lingulida; Lingulidae.
AAAGAAAACACGUGUGUUGAAGUGAACAGUACAAAAGGUUGGGUUUUUAAGCUGAGUCAUGGCGUCUUUGACAGUAAAACAGAGAGCAGUAGGAGCUAUUGUUGGUAGCCUUGUGGCUGAUGCAGCCGGCCAACCCAUCCAUUGGAUUUAUAACACUGAAGUGCUAGACAAGGUGCUACAAGGUAGAACACACCCUGAGUUUAUAGAGGAAAGUCACUGUCCUUUCUAUAAGCAGCCAACUGGGAGAUUCACAUGCUAUGGCGACCAAGCACUGGUGGUGCUGGAAUCUUUGGCAGCUUGUAAAGGGUUCAAUAAGGAUGAUUACAAGAAACGUCUCAUGGACACUUUUGGACCAGCUUCUCCUUACGAGCCUAAACUUGGUCGCCAGCCAACGAGGGAAGAUUUACCAAUUGAUGGACCAUGGAGGAAUGGCUCUAUCAAGGAAUUUAUUAAAAAUUACCAGGAAGGAAAAGAGAAAACUGGGAAGGAGAAAGAUGCACAGGCAGAUGGACACUCCAAGGUGGCCCCUAUUGUAGCCUUAUAUGCUGGGAGGCCAGAAUUGAGGACAAUGGUGGAGGAGAUAGUGAGAGUGACACAGGAUGACAACACGCCAGUGGAGUACGCUAUAGCAGGAGCUCUCCUCCUGGAGGAAUAUAUUCUGAAUGGAGGAGGCAGUUCAGCAGUGGAGAAGUUACUUAGUAUGGACAUAAGUGACACAGUGAAGGAGCAAGUCAAGAUAGCACUGGCUGCGAAAGAUAAACCUUUCAGAGCAGCCACAAAGGAAUUUGGCUCUUCUUGUUCUUUGCCAGGAAGCUUCAUCUGUAGCAUACAGUCCAUAGGUGGCGCUGAUGGUAACUAUGUGGAUACCAUGAGGCAAGCGCUCACAUCUGGCGGAGAUAACUGUUCUAGGAAUAUGUUACUAGGGGCUUGUCUUGGUGCCCAGCAUGGUGUUGAUGGCAUUCCUGAAGACUGGAUAAAGAAAAUGUCAAGACAAGAUGUGGUGGAGUUAGCCAAUCAGCUUGUGGCCGCACGGUGUUCAUAACAACAUAAUAAGUGUUGUGGAAGUAUUGAGAAUAUAAGU